This is a messenger RNA of Solea solea (common sole), 2569 nucleotides long. RefSeq names its product centrosomal protein of 78 kDa-like. Gene Ontology annotation, molecular function: protein binding. The coding region runs from base 116 to 2074 and encodes 652 amino acids. Gene Ontology annotation, cellular component: centrosome. Lineage: Eukaryota; Metazoa; Chordata; Actinopteri; Pleuronectiformes; Soleidae. The transcript is spliced from 13 exons. The record is from RefSeq and is a predicted model, not a curated record.
UUUACCUACUGUUGCGACAGCAACCCACAUACAGAUCAAAUGCACUUCUUGGACUUGUUACUCUUAAGUCGAAGUAAAAUUAAACUUUUAAAUCAGCUUUCCUCCCAGAUCAAAGAUGAAGCAGAACAAUGCUCAGAUGCUAAGGCAGGGUGCCACUGACUUUCUGGCUUACUAUGGCUUUGCUUGUGCCAGACAGGAUUCUAUGCCUCUCACUGCUAUCAAGAGACAUCUUGACAAAGGAAUGCUGGACUUUAAUGGAGACAGGCUGGAUCUCAGAGACUUGCAACCUGUUCUCAACUCUAUCUCUAUCAAUCAACACUUGAACCACAUUGCAAUAAGAAGCACUCAUCUUGGUUCUGAAAAUGCAGAUAAAAGGUAUUAUAGGCCUACAUCUAGGAGGGAAAUCCCAUUCAUUUGCUCCAAGGACAUGACACUUGAGCUGUGCAAGGCCCUAAGAGAGUGUCUGACUAUCUCCUCCAACCUAAAGACUCUACGACUUAAUGGACUUCCACUGAAUAAAAGGGACCUCAUCACACUGAAAAAGGGUUUGGAAAAAAGUAUGUCCCUGGAACACCUUUCUCUGGCCAAUUGCCCAAUCUCGGACGAGGGUUUGGAGGUCAUUUGUAAAAUUGUGAAGCACUCUCCAAACAUCAAGAGAGUAGAUUUCUCAGGGUGCAAUCUCACUUGGAGAGGAGCAGAGCACAUCGCAAGCAUCAUCAAGUAUCAGGGUGUGCAGAGGCAGGGUAUCGCGUGGGCGAAGUCUCUCAGAUAUCGUCAUCCACACUUGGAAGAAAUGGGAGGUCUUCGCCGUGUCACUCUUAACGGUAACUCUUUGAUCGGGGACUGUGGUGCCGCUGCUAUUGGGCAUGAACUGGCAGAGGAUUUCUGGAUGAAAGCGGUGGACCUACAGAGAUGUGGUCUUUCCAAUGAAGGAGCUUACCAUUUGCUUGAAGCUGUGAAAACCAAUUCUGUUCUGUGUGUACUGGAUAUUCACAGUAACCCCUCGGUCGAAACCCGCAGUUCAAGUGUUGCUCCGGUACAGAAACCUCCUCCACGCUCCCAACACGUUCCUUGGCAUGCUGCGGCACGAGCUGGACGCCGGAGGGGUCUUCCUUAUGUAGGAACUGUGGCAAAACAAAGCUUUAACGGUGCAACUACUGAUCAGAUUGCUGAGGACCUAAAAGGAGAAAAGGAAGAGAAAAGAUUAAAAGUAUAUGUCCAGGACCAGGAUGGGGUCAGUGGACGACAGUUUGACCGUUUGCAGAUGGAGCUGAGUGAGUGUCGUCUGAGGCUGGCAAAGGAGAGCACAGCCAGACUGAGAGCUGAGUCAAGGCUCAAGGAGUAUGAGAUAUGGAAGGCAUGUCUUCCUGAUGCUAAACACUCCAUGCCAGAGGCGCUUGCAGCCGCUGGCUCCAGGUCAGCACCGCGUACUGUCAGUGUUCUUGAGGAUGAGGCUGUACUUGAGAGUAUAGAGAAAUCAUUUAUCAAGUUCCAUGCCUUCCUGGAUCUCCUCAGGGAUGCUGGCCUAGGUGAGCUUGCUGCAAUGGCUGGACAUGACGCUUCAGAUUUCCAUCCUCUGGGAAUACCUCAGCUGUCCACUACAACUGGAACGUAUUUGGAUGUUCGGAAUGCUAUGACACAGACGGUUGCUUUUCAUUCUUUGGUACAUAGUGAUCCCCCUACUCUCCCUGAUGGCCCAAGAGAAACAGCCACACCCAGAUCUCCAUCCUCCAUCAGGAAGCACUUCUUUGAAGACAUGCAACAAGAUGUGACCGUUAGUAAGGCCUCUGAUCCUGCAAUACAAUCUGGUAUGGCUGAAAAAGGACCAGAUCAGUAUUACAAGCCUUAUUUUUGGCAUGAUGUGGGUCCUGAGCACAGCGUCUAUAGCAAAAAAUCAGUCGAUGAGGUUUUGUUUGGUGAAUCACAUCAGAUUCAACAAAGCAGAAGCAGUAGCAGAAGUUCACACCUGAGCGACCUCCUUCACAGAAGUCCUGAUUCCCAGAGCAAUGGUUCUCAUGGUAGAUCCUCCGUGCGAUCGAACAUUACCUGUGUGUCUGUGGGAUCAGAUGGGUGAAGGAACAGGGGUAAGGCAGGGAACUGGCUGCCAAUUGAAGCACCGGGCAUCAACUGACCCAUGUUCUGCACAGUUUCUAUAGUCAAAAGACUCUGCUAAGAGUUUUUGGUGAAACUUUAAAGAGUCAAUAAACACAACAGUCAAAAAUCUUUGAUGAGGUUUUGUCUGAUCAAACAUAUCACAUUCAGCAACACCACGUAAUGAUGCACACGGUGUAGGUAUUACGCGGGAUACACAACAUAACUUAAAACUGCACCAGACAUAAAGUGAGUCACAGGACUCACCAAAGGGAGGGGGGGCAGGAGUUGACGGUUUAAUCUUUUCAAAAUAUAGGUAUAUUGCUUAUCUUUCCUGAAUUGUGGGUGACCUUUUAAGAAAGGCAACCUCAUUCAUUCAGCAGCAUGCAUAGCGUCACCAUCACCAGCGUUUCACACAUUCACUCAUUAAUAACAACAGGCUCAGUGUUUUCUCUGGUAUUAAUAUAUGGCAGCACUC